AUGUGUAAAUCAAUAAGUUAUAUUAUGAUGAUUAUUUGAUCAAUUAUUCAUAAAAACGUAUUUUCAGAUGCUGAAAUUCAAGAAUGGUACAAAGGAUUUUUAAAGGACUGUCCUAGCGGACAUCUGAGUGUAGAAGAGUUUAAAAAAAUUUAUGGCAAUUUUUUCCCUUAUGGCGAUGCUUCUAAGUUUGCAGAACAUGUCUUUCGAACAUUCGAUGCGAAUGGUGAUGGUACAAUUGACUUUCGAGAAUUUCUUUGUGCUCUAAGUGUGACUUCGCGUGGGAAAUUAGAGCAAAAAUUAAAGUGGGCCUUCAGUAUGUACGAUCUUGAUGGAAACGGUUAUAUUUCUAGACAAGAAAUGCUUGAGAUUGUUACUGCAAUAUAUAAAAUGGUAGGAACAGUAAUGAAAAUGCCAGAAGACGAAUCUACUCCAGAAAAGAGAACUGACAAAAUAUUUCGUCAAAUGGAUAAAAAUAAAGACGGAAAGUUAUCUCUAGAAGAGUUCAUAGAAGGUGCUAAAAGUGACCCAUCCAUUGUGCGACUAUUGCAGUGUGACCCAAGUGCACAGGCUCAGUGA
Messenger RNA from Cotesia congregata, 576 nucleotides. Lineage: Eukaryota; Metazoa; Arthropoda; Insecta; Hymenoptera; Braconidae. The record is from the annotation of a GenBank genome assembly.